Messenger RNA from Apodemus sylvaticus (European woodmouse), 9149 nucleotides. It is a transcript of the gene Kdm7a, whose product is annotated as lysine demethylase 7A. The record is from RefSeq and is a predicted model, not a curated record. The transcript is spliced from 20 exons. The coding region runs from base 166 to 2985 and encodes 939 amino acids. Gene Ontology annotation, biological process: protein demethylation; regulation of transcription by RNA polymerase II. Gene Ontology annotation, molecular function: transcription coregulator activity; histone demethylase activity. NCBI's taxonomy places the organism in Eukaryota, Metazoa, Chordata, Mammalia, Rodentia, Muridae.
CCUUGCUCGCGCGCGCGCACUAAGGCGCCGCCGCCGCCGCCGCUGCCGCCGCCGCCGCCGCCGCCGGGGCUGCUGCUCCGGCUGCUGCAGGAGGCGGCGCUGGCUGGCGGCUGCGCUCGCUCCAGUCGGCGAGCGGAGGAGCGAGCGUGUGUGUGUUUUUUAAAGAUGGCCGGAGCGGCGGCGGCGGUGGCCGCGGGAGCAGCAGCUGGAGCCGCCGCGGCAGCGGGGUCGGUGUCGGCUCCGGGUCGGGCCUCGGCGCCCCCUCCGCCUCCGCCCGUGUACUGUGUAUGCCGGCAGCCGUACGACGUGAACCGCUUCAUGAUCGAGUGCGAUGUCUGCAAGGACUGGUUCCACGGCAGCUGUGUUGGUGUAGAAGAGCACCAUGCUGUCGACAUUGACGUAUAUCAUUGCCCCAACUGUGCCGCUCUACACGGCUCGUCCUUGAUGAAGAAGAGGAUGAACUGGCACCGGCAUGACUACACGGAAGCAGACAGUGGCUCCAAACCCGUGCAAGCUGGAACUAGAGCUUUUGUUAAACAGCUCCGGUCUCGAGGCUUCCCAAGUGCCGAUGAAAUCAUUGUAAAGAUGCAUGGCAGUCAGCUGACACAAAGAUAUCUGGAGAAACAUGGAUUUGAUGUACCUAUUAUGGUCCCUAAAUUAGAUGACCUUGGACUCAGGCUUCCUUCACCUGCUUUUUCAGUGAUGGAUGUGGAACGUUAUGUAGGUGGUGACAAAGUGAUAGACGUUAUUGAUGUGGCAAGGCAGGCGGACAGCAAAAUGACACUUCACAAUUAUGUUAAAUACUUCAUGAAUCCUAACAGACCAAAAGUGUUAAAUGUGAUCAGCCUUGAAUUUUCAGAUACAAAGAUGUCUGAAUUGGUGGAGGUUCCUGAUAUAGCCAGAAAACUUUCAUGGGUGGAAAAUUACUGGCCAGACGAUUCCGUCUUCCCCAAGCCCUUUGUCCAGAAAUACUGCUUAAUGGGAGUUCAAGAUAGCUACACAGAUUUCCACAUUGACUUUGGUGGGACUUCAGUCUGGUACCAUGUCCUUUGGGGUGAGAAGAUUUUUUAUUUGAUAAAGCCAACAAAUGAAAAUUUGGCACUCUAUGAAUCUUGGAGUUCAUCUGUGACCCAGAGUGAGGUGUUCUUUGGAGAUAAAGUAGAUAAAUGCUACAAAUGUGUGGUAAAGCAGGGACAUACCUUAUUUGUUCCUACAGGGUGGAUUCAUGCUGUGCUCACUUCUCAGGACUGUAUGGCUUUUGGAGGUAACUUUCUGCACAACCUCAACAUUGGCAUGCAGCUCAGGUGUUAUGAGAUGGAAAAAAGACUAAAAACACCAGAUCUUUUCAAAUUUCCUUUCUUUGAAGCCAUAUGCUGGUUUGUAGCCAAAAGUUUGCUGGAAACCCUGAAAGAACUGAAAGAAGAUGGUUUCCAGCCUCAAACUUACUUAGUACAGGGAGUAAAAGCACUGCAUACUGCUUUAAAAUUAUGGAUGAAAAAAGAGCUUGUAUCUGAACAUGCCUUUGAAAUUCCAGACAGUGUUAGACCUGGGCAUCUUAUUAAGGAACUUUCUAAAGUAAUUCGAGCAAUAGAGGAGGAAAAUGGCAAGCCAGUUAAAUCUCAGGGAAUUCCUUCUGUGUGUCCAGUUUCACGGCCUUCAAAUGAAGCAUCUCCACCAUAUCAUUCCCGGAGAAAGAUGAGGAAACUUCGAGAUCAUAAUGUCCGAACUCCUUCUAACCUUGACAUCCUUGAACUUCAUACAAGGGAAGUCCUCAAAAGAUUAGAGAUGUGUCCAUGGGAGGAGGACAUAUUGAGCUCUAAACUCAAUGGAAAAUUCAACAAACAUCUCCAGCCAUCUUCCACAGUACCUGAAUGCAGAGCGAAAGAUAAUGAUCUACGAUUACUGCUGACAAAUGGAAGAAUAAUCAAAGAUGAGAGACAGCUGUUUGCAGAUCGGAGUCUUUAUACAGCAGAUAGUGAAAAUGAAGAAGACAAACCAACAAAGAAGGCAAACAUGAAGACAGAACAGAGCUCAGGAAGAGAGGAGGCAGAAAGUGAAGGAUCUCCAAAACCACUAAAUAGAAUUUUUACAAGUGUGAAACCAGAACUCAGGAGUAGACCAUCAGAAUACUCUGAUGUUUCUGAUUCAGAAGACUCUGGACCUGACUGCACUGCACUGAAAAUUCAUUUUGCCACUGAAGAUUCUGAAAGUUCAGGUGAUGAAAAGAAACAUGAAAUAACAUCAAACUCUAAAGAGGAAUCUGAUAUAGUGAGGAACCUCCUUCAGAAGAGCCAAAAGCCAUCUAGAAAUGAAAUUCCAGUUAAACGGGAACGCCCCCCCUCGACAGGCACGGAGGAAGAUGCUAUUCAGGGCAUGCUGGCCAUGGCAGGGUUACACUAUCCCACGUGCUUACAAAGGCAGCUACAGAGCACAGACUGCAGUGCUGAGAAGAACUUCCUCCAGGAUCCCAGCAGCUGUCACAGCAGGAACCCUGAAUUUAGGCAGUUGUAUCGUUGCAGUAAACCAGUGGAAAUUGGCUACCAUGCCAAGACCGAAGAUCAGGAUUUGAUGACUUCUUCCUGGAAUAAACAGUUUGAUCGAACUUCCAGAUUUAAUGCUCAGGACUUAAGUAGAAGCCAGAAAUACAUCAAAAAGGAAAGCUCUUCAGAAAUCAGUCAGAAGGCACAAAGCAGGCAUUGUGUGGACAGCAAUAACUCAAGCAUUCAGAAUGGAAAAUACACGCUAAAUCCCAGCUUGGUUUCAUGCCAGAUAAGUAAUGGCAAUCUGAGCCCAGAAAGGCCUAUUGGUGAAACUUCUUUUUCAGUGCCCCUUCACCCCACCAAGAGACCUGCAUCAAACCCACCACCUAUCAGCAACCAGGCAACAAAAGGUAAACGUCCAAAAAAAGGAAUGGCAACAGCCAAGCAACGUCUUGGGAAGAUUCUUAAGUUGAACAGAAAUGGCCAUGCUCGCUUCUUCGUGUGACAGGGCUGCUAUUGCAGUCACUCUUCCCUCGGAUGCCAGUCUUGGGGUGUGGAAGCCUGGUGUUUCCCCUAUCCCUGCCUGGAGCAGUUUGUGUGUACAGUAAGAAGACUGCGAAGAACAGAAUGAACCUGAUGCUGCAUUUUCACUGUGCCACGCCCACUCAGCAAUAACCCUUGGACCUGGUGGGGAGAGGAAGGAGGAGGGUAGUAGAACCUUAAAAAGAGACCUUGAACUGGAAAGGGGUCUCUUGUCAGGGCUUGAAUUUAAUUUUGUUGGUGGUAGUGUCUUGAUUUUAUUUUUCAGUAGUAGGAUAAAGAAUUAUCAAUAAUUUAUUUAACAGAUUUUUUUUAAAGUUAACAGCUUUUAAAUCCUUUUUUUUUUAAAGCUAUUUAUUUGGAAGAUUUCUGGAGAAAUAUCUCACUAAUUUAGAGUUAAGAAUGUGAAGGUUUUUAAAUUAUUUUUGAUAGUGUGUGUGUUACAUGUGGGGAAGAGCCACAGUAACAGUAGCUAGUCUGGACUCUUAAAUUUGAUAUUCAGGUUAAAGUCUUAAACAGGGAUUUGAUGCAUUAAUUAUUUUAAAUUAAGAUGUAUAUGAAAUCAUUUUAUUUUAUAUAUUUCAUGUGUUUUUUAUAAGCUAUUAGCUUCGCUUUUGCUAACAUCCAAGGUGCAUACUAUAAUCCAGGUUGAUUCCCCUACACCCCACCUUCCCUCUGCAGCCCAAUCCCCAAUGUUUUGAGACAACCCGAGACUCCUCUCUUUGCAGGGAAACAUGUUCAUAGCCAAUGUUUAAGAACCACAUAAAAGAGCCCUCAUUUUCUCGUUUCUUUUGACAUUGUGGUUUUCUUCUACAAGUAAAGAAUCAGGCUUGUUUCAUUUUCAUUUUUCCUGAUGAUAUCUGGGUCCCAAAGAGAACAGCUUUAAUGUCUUUCUCCUGCUUAUGGGGAAAGUAUAAGUUUGGUUAAAAUGUCAUGUUUGUCGUUUUUCCAAAACCUUUAUAAUUACAGAGGGCCUUCUUCAAUACUGCUGGUGUUGGAAGAGCCAACAUCUAGCACAGGUUAUUAUCUUACCAUGCUUUUAUUAUGUACACAUCAUUUUUUUCAGAUACAAUUUGAUUUAGGAUGUUCAAGUCUGCAUAAAAGCAGUAAUAUAUACCAUAUUAAGUUGUAUAAUAGCAAGCAUGUUGGAAUAGAUCUUUCUGUGUGUGUGUGUGAGCGUGUGUGCUACUUUUUUAUUUUUUAAUUUUCUGAAGAAUCAUUUCAAUACAGAUUUGGAGUAAAAUGGGUGCUUUUUGUAGUUUCUUCCAUUUGUCUUGGCUAGUAGGAUAUGGAGGUUAAGUGUCUGGUUGAACCUAUAAUUAAGAUAAUUUAUCUCCUUUAUGUACAAUUUUUACUUAAAUGCAAUUUUUCAGUGGCUUAUAAGUUUUUAGUCUCUCCAUUUUCACCUCAUGGCAUAAAAAUAAAUUGAUAUUGGGGGUCUGAUGGUAUCACAUUUUACAAAUUCCUACAAAGACAAUAUAGGCAAAUAACAUGAACUUUAUUUUUAUGGAGAAAUAUGGCUAUAUAAUGGAUUUUUGUCCUUUUCAACUCAGCAAGUUAGCUAGACUUUUUCUUCUGUAUUAAACAUAAGUUGAAAGAAAAUAAUUAUGUACCAUUAUCUUUCAUAGUUGCAUUCAAAAUAUGUAUUUCCAAAGGGAAAUAUUUCUUAUUCUGUCUCUUUUACAAUAUUUAAUGGGAUAAGGAAGUUAUGAAUUCAUCUUCUGGUCCAGAUUGUCUGGAUCAAAGUUUCAGUUGUAUUUUGUGUGUCAAGAAGAAGGAUUUUUGUGACAUUCUUAGCAUCUGUGGAUAGCACCCCUAACCCCUGCCUACACUAUGCCUGCCAUAACUAGUGGAGAGAGGGAUACAGUCAGCUGGUUGUUGUAUUUCAACAUGCAAAAAAAUCUGAAUUUGACUGGUCACUCACCUUUCCACAAUAUAUCACUGUGAUGUCUUAGUUUUCUGUUUUAUUGUCAGAACCUAAGUUUUUAUUUGGGUUAAGAAAUAAGAGUGAUGACUUCUUUUCCCAGUUAUGAUCGUUUUAAACAACUCAAAAUAUUUUAAUUAUUUCAUUUUUUGACCAUAAAAAUUGAAAUUUAUUCUUAUUAGAAUUGUGGCCAGUAUCUUCCCUGUACCCUUAGAUUCAUAACACUAAUUUUGUAUUGCCUCAUAUCCAGUAUCUUAAAUGUCAGUUCUGUGGAUUCAUUUUUUUAAUCAUUUUAGCCUAUUAAUGGACUAAAUUACAAAACUUCUAGCUAGUUAAUACAGCCACUAUGAAAGAACCCAUGUAUCUUUCUGAAUUGAUAAAAAAUUCAGCUACACAGCCAAUGAUUUUUCUAGUCAAAUUUCUUAUGAAGUUCCCCAUCUGUAGUGUGACCUUUUAUCUCAUAGAAAUGGCUGGACUUUGAGGUGUGACUACUGCUAGGAUCUGGGCUCAACAGUAAUAGGUAGUCUCUGUCUUUCCCAUUGUCUCACAAGUAGUAUACUGCAGCUUAAGUCAGAAGACAAUGGUGAUAGCAUUUAGUUAGCUGUAAGCAAAUAAAAUGUAUAAAAUUGAGAAGUAACGAUUUAGCACCUGCAGCUUUAAUAGUAGUAGUGAUCUUGUCUUAAUUCAACUAAGUGACCCUUAACCUGGGAUCUACUGUACUGUAAUUGACAACAUUAUAUAAUAUUAUGCUCCCCAGUAUCCGUGAAUGAUUAACAAUACAAAACUGGCAGCUUAGUAGUUCAGGAUCUUUGGAAUACAUUGAAAUUCAUAAAUACAGUUCAUUUUUGAAGCACACAACUGAACCAUCUACUGAAAUCAUAAACUCAGAGGAGACAAGUCCAUCUAUAUGGCUAUAUACUUAGCUUGAAUACUAUUCUGUAUUUUACUAAUCCUAAUUAAUUCCUUUUCCAUUUAAUUUACUGUACUUUUUCAUAAGAGAUCAGCAGGUAUUAUCAGACACUUACUGAGUGCUCGGAAGUGGUGAGUACUGUGAGGAACCUCAGGUUCAUGUUAGUCUGCCCAUGAAGCUCUCUUCUCCAGUUAGGACAAAGUUGAGCAGCAGGCGGCCCAUUUGUAAAUAGAACAAACAAAACAAAAUCCAACUUCAUUAGUUUCAAUGAGAUAUACCACUGUAGAAGUGGAAGUGUUUAAAAAUAAAAUACCCAUGUUCUUUAACAUUUAAGAAAAAUUCUAUAAGUUAGUCAUUUCUGUUGGUAAUAAAAGGGUGUGGUAUAGUUUGGAAGGAAGCAAAAGACCUGCAUUUUAGCCCAUAUUCUGCCAUUUAUCAGCCAAGCAAUGCUGAGUCAGUAAAUUAUUCUGAGUUUUAUUUUUAAGUCCUAGUUUUCUUGUUUGUGAGUGUGGAUAAAAACUACUCAAUGAAGAACAGCAUUCUUCAGGUAUUAUGUUAUAUCCUACUUGUUUAAUUAUUAAGUUACAACUGAUGAUAAGUGCACCUUCUGAGAGUAAUUUGAGUGAAAAUAUACACCCAGGACAUGCUACCUAAAAACCUGACAAAUUUCCUAACAAGGUGCUGAAUUAGAAUCAGGUUUUAUGCUUGAAGUGAAAGAAAAAGAAAUGAGCUUGUUUGUGGGCAGAAGAGAACAUCCAUCAAGUCACCUGAUGGUUAUUUAGCACAACAGAGGAGCCAGCUUCAGGUUUUUUUCAAAGAGGAAUUAGUAGUACUCUUCUCCACAUUUGGCAUACUCUUCGGGUACUAAAGAUAAAAGAGGUGGUAAAUUUAAAAUGAUUUAGCAGCUACCCAUGGGGCUAGGGGAAAAAUAAGGUGAUUCAGAAAAACCUUUUCAAAGGCAGUUGUGGGCUAGGUACUAUGACAGCCCAGGGAGAGAGGAAAGUCUGUAGUGUAGAAAGGAGACUCAACUGGAUGUGUUCAAAGAUGAGUGUCAGCUUGCUUCAGAAGAUGUUCUGCAGUGUGAGACAGUCCAUGGGAGUUGGUGGGAAUCAUGAUGGCCUAGUAUACUGCUGCCAGAGAGACAGCAUAGCAAAUGUGCAUCUUUAGUAUUCACAUGGAGAUAGGAAACUUCAUAAUGCAAACAUAAGUGUCUCUCAAAAAAUUUAUUUUUCCCAUUAUAAAAUUAAUUGAUCCCUAUGUAAAAGUGAAGGUCUUGCCUUUCUUAUGUGCAAGGCCCUGGGACUUGAUCCCUAGCACCACAAAGACAUCAAGAGGAGCCAAGACUUUUUUAGACUGUUACGGGUAUCCUAGACUUUUAUUUAAUACAAUGUCAAAAAAUUUCACAUUAUAACUUUUGUCUAGGGAGAGCUAGCUAGUCAAUAAGGGUGACCGGUGUAACCUAGAUAGGACAGAUUUGCCUAGACACCAUUGGCUGUGGGAUCUCUUGUUUUCUUACACGGGCUCCACACUGUAGCCUCUGCUUGUCUUGUAGAUACGGCCCAUAGGUGUUCUUGAAGCUAGACAAAUUUAGUAUACUCUCUAAAUUGCUGUUGCGCAGUUGCCCUUCAUACCAUAGCCUUACUACUAACCCUUUCCUUAUUUUGCUUUCAUGCUGUAAGUGAAAAAAAAAAUUGAUACCCUUUCUAUAAACAUUUUUUAAAGGUUUUUAAAAAGAAGCAAAUGUCUAUUUCCAAAGCAGCUGGCAUAUCAUCAGUACCAUGGCUUUAUUCUUCUACAUUAAGUCUCCCCUCUUUACUGGGGAGAAGCAAAUAAUUCUCACUGGAGAAACCCUUAGGUUCCCCGUCACCUCUGGUGCCCUUCUAGUUUCUUAAGGCUUUGUCUUAACUGUGAUAUUACACUUACGUUUAAAACCUCUUAAAGGAUGUAUUCGAUGAUUCUUCCAGCCAAUGUAUCUGCUCUGCACUAUUCAUUAAUGGAACCCUGGCUACCACGUAGCCCUGACCUCUAAGUAGUUUACCUAUGCAAGACCUGCCACUCUGGAUUCAUUUUCAUUACAGAAAGCAGUCAUUAAUGUGAUUUAAUCAUAAAAGAGUUGUCUUCAAGUUUUUUUUUCAAAAUAUCAGCUAUUUUCCCUAAAACAAUUAUCAUAAGUGCUAGAAUAUAUACUAUUUUGCAGGAAUAAAAUAACCAAGACGUAAUAUAUUUCUUUGGUGGAUUUUGUUUUGUAAGAAAUGCCAGCACUAACUAUAUAGAGUUGAUUCUUUGCCUAGAAUAUUUUUUUCCCUUUAAGAGUCAUAAGUAACAUUUUAUUUUCACAAAGCAUGCAUUAUAACCACAAUAUAGUCAGGGACCUGAGGUGUAACUUGCUGAGUGAACCCCAUGGUUAUUUUAUCUUGCAAAAGAAACCUAAACCAAACUAAGGGCCUUACAGUUUAUGGUUAGACUGAAUCAAAUGCUGUAACCUCAGUUUUUCCAAAAACAGCUCCUGACUGCACAAGCAAGUCAUGCAGUUGUUAAAUAUGAAAUAGCACUGAUAGGAAAUGCAUGUGCAUCUUUGCAGACUGUAUUUCCUUUGGAAAAGACUUUUCUACUUUUAAUAUAAUUAAGCCAUAACAGUUUCAUGCUGUGGAAAGGAUGAAAAGGUUCAUUUUAAGAGAUUAUAUAGUGUGAACUUUCACAUUGAUUGUGAAACAUCUAACUUUGCCAGUGUUCAGCAAAUUUUCUUUUGGGGCAUUGGAGGGUGGUGAUGGGGAGGGGGUAGUGUUGGUUUUAGGGGUUCAACUCUGUGAAUUUGAAAACAGGACAGUUGUUGGCUAUGGUACUUACUAGUUUUGUAGUAAUGUUUUGCUAGCCUGACUUUCCUUACUGGUUUUUAUGUCUAUGGUCCCCAGUGACUGUUACUCUUGUUUGGAGUGUGUGCAGAGUAGUGUCAGAUGAGUCUCAUUUGUGUGUAGGCAGUCUGUGUAUGCACACGUGUCCUUUGACUGCAGAGGCACACGCUGUGACAAUGGGACGGGGUGUGGCAGGGAGUGGGACGCUGAAGCUUUAAGAGCAUUUGUUUUUAUUCAGAACAGUAUUUCCCAUCUUUUGCCUGCAGGCAGGGAAAGUGUACAGUAUUUAUUUUGUUUGUUUUACUCUGAAUUUGUAAGUCUCUAGCUUAUAUUAUUAUUAUAGGGAAGAUAAGUGACUUGCUUAAAGUUGUACUUAGUAUUCUUACUUCCUAAUUUCUGUACUGUAAAAUAUUGAAAUUAAAAUUGUAUUACGUUUGUUCUGA